GGGCUUGUUCGCGAGGCUGGCAGCGAUAAAGAGCAAAGCAACAAAUGAGCAAAUGUUGCGCGCAACGAAGUCAGAACGUUUCUGACGAAGCUCUCAGCAUCUUUGACGACCGCCAAAACUCCCUAGACUGGGCCGUGCAUACCGCCAUCUGGAAACGUAUUAGCGCCACUGUCGCCGCAACCAGCAUCUAGCUCAACUCAACUACCUCCCCCGUCGCAACUAGAAGCGAGUCUACCUUUCCGAUGGCUACUCGAACCCAAGCAAAUGGAGUCCUCUCUAUCGCCUCUUCUCAGACGACGGGUAACGGGAACAAGCCAGCCCCAGCCAAACCAGCAGCCGUCAAGCUGAAGAUUAUCAUCCGAAGACUGCCUCCUGGUCUCACACAAGAAGAAUUCACCACGAUUCUAGGGGAGGAGUGGAAGCUGGGCCAGGGAAAAGUUGACUGGUUUCGCUAUAAACCGGGCAAGGAUUCAAAAGACGCAUCUAAACCCUCCAAACCUUCUCGAGCAUACCUCCAUCUCACGAAUGAGAGCUACCUACUCAGUCUCUCCGAUGCUGUUAGAUUGGCAGUUUUUGAAGAUGCUACCAAUACAUACAAUAGUCUGUGUCUUAUCGGGCCUCCUUCUGUUGAAUUCGCACCCUAUGGCCGAAUACCCGCUGGGCGACGUCGUGUGGAUGCUCGUGCCGGCACGAUAGAUCAAGAUCCGGAAUUUAUGGCCUUCCUGGAAGACCUAGCAAAUCCAACUACUGGAAAGGAGAUCAACGCGGAUUCUUUACUUGACCCAAGUCCUUCAAAGCACGAGAAAGUUACGAUGACUCCUUUGGUUCAGGCUCUAAAGGACAAGAAAGCAAGCAAGAAUAAGGACGCUGCGGUAAAAGCCGCCAAGAAGCAGGAAGUUAAUAGCUCGAAGGGAAAGUCUGCAAAGGAAUCGGCUGCAGAAGAGAAAAAGAAAGGCAAGGAUGCGAAGACAGAUAGAUUGGUUGACAAGGCCACCAAGGAAGCUGUGAAGAUCUUAAACAGAGAAGCCGCUUCCAAGUCUGUAGCAGGUUCAUCUGCUACAUCAGAAGCAUCGGGAUCCGAGAGCUCUGCCACACCCAAGCUUGACCUAGGCAAAGUCCCAGGCCGACAAAGACAAGCCAUCGUAGCAGCACAUAUACGUAUGUUACAACGUGACCUUGGAUUGAGUCCAGCCCAAGCGCAUCGCCAGGUCAGACGCGAUAAUGCAGAUGCGCAGAAAGCGGAAAGGGCGGCUGCGGCUGCAGCUGCGACUGCAGAGAAGGGCAAGGAUAAUGGAGAUUCGACUCCUGCUCGCUCGUUACAGGCUCAGCCCGUCCCGACUGCUCCCAAAUCGACCCUGAAUCAAAAUUCCAACCGUAAAGGACGUGGUAAAGGAUCAUCCACUGAAUCGGAAGGAACCAAAUCAACGACAGCAAAUAACCCUCCUACUCCGAUGGUUUUGCUAAAGAAGCCUGACGCUCAAUCUACGGCAGCUUCAAGCUCGUCCUCUCAGCCUGCUAAAGUUGCCACUGCACCGCCAGCUGCUCGAAGACCACAGCAGAUAGCUACUCCCUCAGAAGGGGCUACACAAGCUUUCGUCAAGCAUGCCAAUCCUUCACAAGGUGUCACUGAAGCACUGCUGAAGGAAGCCAUGGAAAAGUUCGGUACAGUCACGACUGUUGAGAUUGAUAGAAGAAAGGGAUUCGCUUAUGUCGACUUUGCCGACACUGACGGUCUAAAGAAGGCCAUGGGUGCCAAUCCAAUUUCAGUGGCCCAAGGAACAGUUCAAGUCAUGCAACGCAAAGGUACAGCGUUACCUCCAGAGAAGAAAGCUAUCAAUCAAAUUCCAAAUGCCCCGGCAAGGGCUGGACGUGGAGGAAGAGGUGGUAACGGCAGUGGAACUGUCGGCAGACGUGGUGGGAGGGGUGGAGCGAGAGGCGGUGCUGGCUCUAGUGAAUCCAUGAAGACUCCUCCGGCGCCUACAGGGCCAUCAAAGUGAAAGACGAUAAGACGACCCAUGCAGACUACCUUACUUCAUCUCGAGCAAUCCACAUGCUUAAGCAUAAAAGUUCACUCGGCCAGAUGCUCUAUUUCAGAGCUUCAAAUAUAUCAAUUGCUCUGAGCCAUGAGCUUUGCGUCGAACGUAGCAAGACACGCCUUGCAGAGGCAAGAUUGGAGACCACACUUACGCGUUCGCUGUAUCUUCCAUGAAAAUUUUCACCCUCUGCGAAAGAUUAUAGCCCGAAUCAUGGUGUUGGAAUAUGCGUUCAAGAGGGUUAAAGACUUUCGCAGUCUACGAAAUUGUCCCCAACUUGCAGAAUGAAUAAGCGGGCCAUGUUAGGAGACAGCAAUUUACAAGAUCAGCGAGUCUAGCAGUGAAGGACGAAUUCUAUUUGUUUGACGCUCGAUUUUCUUAUGUUCCCAGGCAUAGAAAUACAAGCAAUUGAUUUACAUACGGAUCCAUUUCUUCAACCUCGUUCCUUUCAUGGAUUUAUCGAAUGCAAACUCAACUACGAAGCUCCAUCUUGACAGCUUAGUAUGAUACUCGCAGAGGCUCUAACAUCAGCUUGGCAAUGUGAAAAUCUUAUGGCAAGUCAGUCUCUACUACUUCGUUCAUAGGAGGAGUCCAGCCGAUUUCCGAGGGCAGACAGACAACCGAUCAACUUCGAUGCUCGCCCAUUAUUCGGUAUCAUGAGUUAGACAGACAUCAUAUUCAGACUCAUGUCCAGACAUAGCGCACUACCUAGCUAGGGGUGUGGGAGUCAUCCAGAGGCCACGGCCAGUGUCAUCCUAGACCGAUCUCCUGUGUUAUUUUUGACGAACAGUAUUGUUUUCCUCUAAAAUGCCGUCCUCUCUCGAUCAGCUCGAGGGCUAAACUGCCACGCAUAUCGAACGACAGCUGCUUGGAGCCCCAUGCCUCUUUGAAUUUGCAAAGGUUAUGGGCCUAAUUGAGGACCAUAAGCUUAUAUCAAACAAAGUUCCUGUCAUUCUCGAUUGGGCAUAUGCUCGCAACUCCAAUUUCAUGCAACAAGCCUGACUUAUGCGUGCUCAAAAGUCUCGAGUCAUGUACCAAGCAGCUUUCGCAAGAGUGUUGAAUCAUCGAUAUGGGUAACCGGCUGUCUAGUAAUUUACUCGAGCCGGCCGGCGUUGUGGCUUUUGGUCGUGCUCACUGCCCGAUAGAGUUUGCUCAGUGGUCGGACCUCGUGACACAAGAGUGAUGACCGUCAACAGAGUUUGGCGAAUGUUUGCGAUGAUGGAGGCCUGGCAAUGUUCUAGGCUUGCCUCAGUUCUGCCGGCCCUUGUGAAUGCUCUUGAAGAAUAGGUAAAAUUGCAUGUUCUAUUUACAGCUUCUGAGCUUCAGGGUCCAGUUUCCCCCUUGGGCCGAUAUGUUUCAGUUAUUAUUGAAAUCCACCAGAAUUCUUAGCUUCUCCUGUUGUGAACAUACAACGGUCCGAUGGCUCGAGGCCUAGAGUCCCAUGUGGCUCGGGCACGCCUCAACCAGGAUGGAAGGUCUUCCCAGCUCCCUGGACCAUCAUCUUUCUUCUUUCCCUCGUUUCUUCUGUCGGUUGUUCAUUGUUGAUCUGGAGGACCCGAUUUGGAUCUUUUCACAUCCAGCCAUAAUCGGCUUUGUCCACCAGCUUUGCGUGAGAAAGUCAUUGGAGUAGGUGGUGGCAGUAAGACAUCGCACUUGGCCUAGCUGCAGUGUUUCUCUGCCAAGGGAUGAGGCAUCGUAUCAUAUCAUAUCAUAUCUUUUCAAAAAUCUAUUUCUCCAGCGUGCAUUUGAAGGCUGUCGAGAGCAAUCCAACACGCAUUCGUACUCGCAUGUACCCGGCAUCGAUAUCAGUCAAACUUGAAGCACAAGAAUGUUCCGGGUUGCUGGGGAGUAAUCCCUUUUCUCCUGGGCGAUCACCAUCCGCCCACAACCGCACGGUCAACAGGCGGAGCUCAGCUCCAGGUGCAUUGUGCACAGUGCACAGUACGCUCCGCAUCGCUGCAUUUCGCCGCCACCCCAGCCACUGAGUGUAUUUGAGCCAGCGCAGCGGGCAGCUCUGUGGUUUGAGUUUGCGCUACGGUUGAGACGGGGAAGUCUACUCAUCUACUCAGCCUACUACUGUAGCCUCUCACACUGAACCUCUCAGCGCCAUGUCACCGAGCUGGGGAGCUGGGGAGCUGGGGAGAUGCCGCUUUCUCGAUAGGCGUCCCAGUUGCCAGCAAACCCCAUCUGGUUUCCGCUCGUGGCGAUCGGGCGCGUUUAGCGUCAAGGACCCUGAUUUGCGACCCAUAGAAAAGUGACCAUUACUCGCUGGACCGCACCGCACCGCAC
Molecule: messenger RNA, 4322 nt
Organism: Cadophora gregata
Lineage: Eukaryota; Fungi; Ascomycota; Leotiomycetes; Helotiales; Ploettnerulaceae
Gene: UPF3A
Product: regulator of nonsense transcription
Exons: 3
Coding region: 243-1997 (584 amino acids)
Biological process (GO): nuclear-transcribed mRNA catabolic process, nonsense-mediated decay; positive regulation of translation
Cellular component (GO): cytoplasm; nucleolus
Molecular function (GO): mRNA binding
Source: RefSeq, a predicted model, not a curated record